Messenger RNA from Diatraea saccharalis (sugarcane borer), 2977 nucleotides. The record is from the annotation of a GenBank genome assembly. NCBI's taxonomy places the organism in Eukaryota, Metazoa, Arthropoda, Insecta, Lepidoptera, Crambidae.
GUUUGCAAAAUAUCUAUUUUGAAACUAUAUAAAAUAAUAUCAUUUUAGUUACAACUUCCUAUUCAACCAACAGUUGCUCUCAAAAUUAUAGUGGAAAUAGGCAUAGCAUUAUAUCAACCUACUUGUUGUCAUUGGAGAUUCGAUGAAUAGUAAAGAUAUCCCGUUGAGCAAAUCUUUAUCCUAUCUUCUUCGGCACGGCGCAAUCAAAGAAGGAUUAGAAAUAAGUUACAGCCCUGAAGGAUACAUAGAUUUGAAUAGUAUUCUCCAACACAAGUCUAUUAGGGGAAAGUAUAGUCAAUCAGACUUGGAACGAGUUGUCAAGACUAAUGACAAGCAGCGUUUCUGCUUGAGAACCAACCCACAGACAGGUGUGUUUGAAGUGAGGGCGAACCAGGGUCACAGCAUCACACAAGUGACUGAUGCUGCACUUCUCAAAAUUACAGAACCCAAAUAUGACAUUGUUGUUCAUGGUACAUAUUUAAAAUGCUGGCCUCAAAUUAAGGUGGAAGGUCUUAGUCGAAUGAAAAGGCAACAUAUACAUUUUGCUAAAGGAACUCUGGAAGACCAUUCAGUUAUAAGUGGUUUGCGGAGAGAUGUACAAAUAUACAUUUAUAUUGAUUUAAAGAAAGCCCUGGAUCAUGGAAUAAUUUUUUUUGAAUCAAAUAAUGAAGUCAUCCUUUCACCAGGAAACAAAGAGGGUUACUUAGAACCAAAAUAUUUUUCCAAAGUUGUUAAAGUUAAAACUGGUGAACAACUAUAUCCUUGAACGAUGGAAGCAAAUACAGAGAGGGCGAGCGAUGCGGCGACGUCUAGUGGGCGGAGCCCUCGUCGGUACGGACGCAACACGCGACCGCGCGACCCUCCCGACCCACUGAGGGUCAUCGUCACAGGCUACCCCCCUUACUCCCAGCCGCAAGACCUGGCCCGUGUGUUCACCAAGUUCGGGCAGGUGAACGUCGACAAGUUGACGCCUAAAUACGCAGUGCUCUCCUUCGCAAAUAAGGAACAGGCGCUAGAAGCGGUUAAGGCUUCCGAUAAAGUCAAUGUUUAUGGAGAGUUCCUCGUCGUUAAACAGUACACCGAUAAUAGGGCAUCAGAGAUUAAGAAGAGUUCACCAAAACGAGACUUCACCAGGAGUAAACAGAAAGAUAGUAUAAUCGAGCCGAAGGAUAUAGACCUGUCGGGCACGUUCGCGGAGCAGCUGGAGCGAGUGUUGGCGGCCGUCAGGCUCACGCAGGAGGAAGUGGCCGCGCUCAGCUCGCUCUACACGGACGUGGAGCGGGCGCUGCAGCCGCAGUGGCCAGGUUGCACGGCGAUACCUUUCGGCUCUAUAACGACCGGGCUGGGAGUGAAGUCUUCGGACGCGGACUGCUUCGUGCUGAUCCCGCCUCAGUACCGGCAUCCGCACGUCAACUACGUCAACAAAGCCAAGCGACUGCUCGAAUUACAUCCCAAGGUGUUCGCGGAGAUCCUGUCGAUCCCGCGGGCGAACACGCCCAUAGUGAAAUUCUUCCACAUCCCCACCGGCACCGACUGCGACCUGACCUUCAAGACUCCCCUGGGCGCGCAGAACAGCAAGCUGAUAGCGGUCCUGCUGCACUCGGACCCGCGACUGGUCCCGCUCGCCGUCGCCGUCAAGUACUGGGCCCGGGCCCACGAGCUGUCCGGCACCGGCAAGCUCACCAACUACGCGCUCACGCUGCUCCUCGUGUUCUACCUGCAGCAGCCGCCGCUGCGAGCGCUGCCCCCCGUCUGCGACCUGCAGCGGGACCGCGCCCGGGACCUGGUCGUGGACUCCUGGAACGCCGGCUUCGACCCCGACGCCCUCGCCGCCCGCCCCCGCGCCCCCCCCGCCUCGCUGCUCGACCUGCUCGGCGGCUUCUUCCGCUUCUACGCGCAGUUCGACUUCGACGAGUGCGCCGUCUGCCCGUACGUGGGGCUGCCCUUGCGCAAGGAGGCCUUCCGGGACGCCGGCCUCCUGCCCCCGGAGUACGAGACGUACGGCGGCAACGUGGCCCGCGGGGUCGCGCCCCCGCUGCGCUGCGGCACGCCGCUGGUGGUGCAGGACCCCUUCGAGCAGUGCCACAACGUGGCCUCCGCGGUCUCGGCCCGCCACGCCGCCCUCCUGCGGGCCCACUUCCGGUUCGCGGCCGACGCCGCCCAGGCCGCCGCCGGGGGGGGGCCCGCCGCCGCCCGCUUCCUGCCCACCGUCCUGCUCCACGCGCCGAAGCUCGCGAGGGCCGAGACCCACCCCGAGUACAGGGUGAACCUGGUGCCCCGCGUGCCCGUGCCCGUCGCCGGCCCGGCCUGGAAGCGGCUCGUCCGGGACUCGGUGUUCGUCAUAUUCGAGGACAUGCUCAAGAUCGAGCUCGCCCGAGUCGAGGAGAAGCCGAACCCGGCCUCGAGGAAGGAGAAGGAGAGGUACGCCGGCGCGGUGACGAGGGCGAUCUGGCGGCGGAAGCGGUUCUCGCGGCCGUCCGGCGCGAUCGACCUCGGCUUCCGGGAGAAGCAGGCGAGGAUCACCGACGAGAUCGCGAGGCUGGACCGGCAGGUGUUGAACGUCGAGUUCCAGCUGCUGAUGACGUUCCGGUCGGAGCCCCGGAGCGCCGCGGUCGCGAUCAGACUCUGCGCCGGGGACGCGGUGGCCUUCAGGGAGUUCGGGAAGUUCUUCGUGUCGGUGAUGCAGAGCUGGUUCGCGAUCCUGCUGAAGACGCCCGCGCGGCCGGCGGGGGAGGACGAGGACCCGAUCCGGACGCUGGACUCGAACGUGAAAGCCCUCGACUUGGCCUCGGAGGACGAGGAGGUCCCGGCGGUCCCGGCGGUCCCCGCCUCGAGUGUCGAGGUCCGCUCCGGUCCCGAAACGUGACCCGCGCGUUGCCCGCUCUCCGUCGCGUCCCGAAACCUGUUAUAGUGAAUACUGAAUAUUUUAUUGAUAAGCUUAAGACAUUCACGUUUUUGUAGAAAUUUAUUUUCAUUG